AAAUUGAUGGUUGGUAGAAAGAAGUAAAGCUCAUGUAAGACUUGAGACUUGAGACUUGAGAGUCAAGUCAAGUCAACUGGCCUUCCUUCCAUGGAUGAUCAUCCUUGGUUUCGUUGCCUCCAAGAAGAAUAUACAUAAAUAAACCCGCUAUCGUUUUCUAUUCACACCCACAUCAACACAUGGAUACAACCACCACAAUCGCUCCUCUACUCUUCUGUACCUGUGCUUGUCUCAUCUUCUUCUCCGCUUCAUUGUCAGAAGCAACAGUAGUUGGUUAUGGCUACACCAUCUCAACUGUCAACAAUUAUCCCAUAAAGAAUUCUUUGACUGCAAACCUUAACCUCAUCAAAUCCUCCUCUGUUUCCGGACCCGACAUUCCACACCUCUCCCUCACUGCCAGUUUUGAGAACAAGGAUAGGUUGAGAGUAAGAAUCACUGACUCCAAUCACCAAAGAUGGGAAAUUCCACAAGAAGUGAUUCCAAGAGACUCAUCUUCCCAACAUUACCCUCUUGGCUUCCUCAAUACCAAACAAGGUUCCCAUCAGCCAAAAGACUCUCUGAGCCUCACACAUUCAGACUCAGACCUUGUUUUCAGUCUCCACAACACCACUCCAUUUGGCUUCACAGUCUCUCGCAAAUCUUCCAAUGAUGUCCUCUUCCACGCCGCACCAGACCCUUCCAACCCGGAAACUUUUCUUGUCUUCAAAGACCAGUACCUGCAGCUCUCUUCCUCCCUUCCAUCGCAAAGAGCCUCUCUUUACGGCUUCGGGGAACACACCAAGAGCUCCUUCAAGCUGCGACCGAACCAGACCCUUACACUUUGGAAUGCAGACAUUGCAAGUGCCAACCUUGACUUGAACCUUUAUGGCUCUCACCCUUUUUAUUUGGACGUCAGAUCACACUCCUCUGAUGGAAAAGUGAAGGCUGGCACCACACACGGGGUGUUGCUGCUCAACAGCAAUGGAAUGGACAUUGUGUAUGGUGGUGAUCGAAUUACUUAUAAAGUCAUUGGUGGGGUUUUUGAUCUCUACUUUUUCGCUGGAUCCUCUCCUGAAUUGGUGUUGGAGCAGUACACUCAACUCAUUGGAAGGCCUGCUCCCAUGCCUUAUUGGUCCUUUGGUUUUCAUCAGUGUCGAUGGGGCUACAAGAAUGUUAGUGAUCUCGAGGAUGUGGUUGCCAACUAUGCAAAAGCAGGUAUACCCCUUGAAGUUAUGUGGACAGAUAUUGAUUACAUGGAUGCAUUUAAAGAUUUCACAUUAGACCCCAUUAACUUUCCGCUGGAUAAGAUGAGAAGUUUUGUUGAUACUCUUCACAAGAAUGGUCAGAAAUACGUGCUUAUAUUGGAUCCAGGUAUCAGUGUAAAUGAGACAUAUGCAACCUAUGAUAGAGGUUUGAAGGCUGAUGUCUAUAUAAAGAGGAAUGGAAACAAUUAUCUUGGUCAAGUUUGGCCCGGACCAGUUUAUUAUCCUGAUUUUCUAAACCCUCGCAGCCAAGCAUUUUGGGGUGGGGAAAUCAAAUUAUUUAGGGACCUUCUCCCUAUUGAUGGUAUUUGGCUUGACAUGAAUGAGUUAUCUAAUUUCAUUACUUCUCCUCCCAUUCCAUCUUCAAAUCUUGAUAAUCCUCCUUAUAAAGUUAACAAUGUUGGAGAUCAACGACCCAUUAAUGACAAAACUGUUCCAGCAACAUCUUUACACUUUGGUAAUAUCACUGAGUAUAAUGUCCACAAUUUGUAUGGACUACUAGAAUCCAAAGUAACUAACAAAGCAUUAAAGGAUAUAACUGGUAAAAGGCCAUUCAUCCUAAGUAGAUCAACCUUUGUGAGUUCUGGUAAGUAUGCUGCCCACUGGACUGGAGACAAUGCUGCUACAUGGAAUGAUUUGGCAUACUCAAUCCCUGCGAUAUUAAAUUCUGGAAUCUUUGGAAUUCCAAUGGUUGGAGCAGAUAUAUGUGGUUUCGAAGGAAAUACAACUGAAGAACUUUGCGGGCGUUGGAUCCAGUUGGGGGCUUUUUACCCCUUUGCAAGAGAUCAUUCAGUAAUAAACUCCAUCCGGCAAGAGCUUUACGUUUGGGAUUCAGUGGCUUCAUCAGCUAGGAAAGUGCUUGGCCUACGCUAUCGUCUUCUCCCUUAUUUCUACACACUAAUGUAUGAAGCACAUACAAAAGGGACUCCCAUUGCAAGACCCCUUUUCUUUUCUUUCCCCGAGGAUGUCACCACAUAUGAAAUAAACUCACAGUUUCUAUUAGGUAGAGGAGUUCUGGUGUCACCUGUGCUACAAUCCGGGGCAACCACUGUUGAUGCAUACUUUCCUAAAGGAACUUGGUUUGAUCUCUUCAAUGUCUCAAAUUCAGUGAAUGCAGAAUCAGGCAAGUAUGUCACUCUUGAUGCUCCAUAUGAUCACAUAAAUGUGCAUGUUGGGGAAGGUAAUAUUUUGGCCUUGCAAGGAGAAGCAAUGACAACUGAUGCUGCGCGGAAAACUGCAUUUCAACUUGUGGUGGUUAUCAGUAGCAGCAGAAGUAGUUAUGGACAAUUGUACUUGGAUGAUGGGGAGGCACUUGAUAUGGCAGGGGCGAAAGAUCAGUGGACACUGGUAAGCUUUUAUGGCGCGUUACACAACAAUAGCGUUUCUGUAACAUCUAAGGUCACUAAUGGAAGGUUUGCUCUGGACCAAAGGUGGAUCUUAGACAAGGUGACUUUCUUGAGGAUACCUAAGCUAGCAGGGAAUGAGUUGAGUAUUGUGAAUGGAACAAGUUCAAUGAAGAAGGCAAUUGUGAAGUCUCAAUUUGAUAGCUCCUCUCAGUUUGUCAAUGUACAAGUUUCAAAAUUGUCGCUUCUUAUUGGAGAGGAAUUCCAGCUGGAGAUAGAAAUCAAGUAGAAGGGUACCUUAAGAUAGCAAAUUCCCACUAAGAAUUUGGGCUCUCUUCAUGGUUGCAUUGUUGAGGCCCUUCUUUUCCCACUGCUAAGGUUACUAUUAAGGAUGUUCCCAAGUGAGGACAUCAAUAUUUAUAAAAUGUCAUGUUUGUAUCUUUAAUAAAUGUUACAGAAUAGUAUCAACCUUGAUAUGAAGCUCAAACAUGAACAUAUCUGCCUAUCAAUAAUAGUGCCGAUUAAUAUUAUUAUCUACCUA
Molecule: messenger RNA, 3125 nt
Organism: Glycine soja
Lineage: Eukaryota; Viridiplantae; Streptophyta; Magnoliopsida; Fabales; Fabaceae
Product: alpha-glucosidase-like
Exons: 5
Coding region: 180-2873 (897 amino acids)
Biological process (GO): carbohydrate metabolic process
Molecular function (GO): hydrolase activity, hydrolyzing O-glycosyl compounds; carbohydrate binding
Source: RefSeq, a predicted model, not a curated record